CACCGGGUGUCCCACGAUGCCGAAGAAUAAGAAGCGGAACACUCCCCACCGCGGUGGCAGUGGUGGCGGCGGCGCAGGGGCAGCUGCAGCGACGGCGGCGGCAGCAGGUGGCCAGCAUCGAAAUGUUCAACCUUUUAGUGACGAGGAUGCGUCAAUUGAAACAAUGAGCCAUUGCAGUGGUUACAGUGAUCCCUCUAGUUUUGCUGAAGAUGAGCUUGGUUUGUGUUAUUCCUUAGGACCAGAAGUCCUUGAUGAGGAAGGAACUCAAGAGGACUUAGAGUACAAGUUGAAGGGGCUUAUUGACCUGACGCUGGAUAAGAGUGCAAAGACAAGGCAGGCAGCUCUUGAAGGUAUUAAAAAUGCAAUGUGUUCAAAAAUGCUUUAUGAAUUUAUUUUGGAAAGAAGAAUGACUUUAACUGAUAGCAUUGAACGCUGCCUAAAAAAAGGUAAGAGUGAUGAGCAACGUGCAGCUGCAGCGUUAGCGUGUGUUCUUUGUAUUCAAUUGGGCCCCGGAAUUGAAAGUGAAGAGAUUUUAAAGACUCUUGGACCAGUCCUAAAGAAAAUAAUUUCUGAUGGAACAAUGAGUAUCCAGACUAGGCAAACUUGUGCAACUUGCUUUGGUGUUUGCUGUUUUGUUGCCACGGAUGACAUUACCGAGCUAUAUUCAACUCUAGAGUGCUUGGAAAAUAUCUUCAGCAAGUCAUACCUCAAAGAGAAAGACACUAAUGGUAUUUGCAGCACCCCUAAUACAGUCCUUCAUAUCAGCUCCCUUCUCUCAUGGACCUUAUUACUGACCAUAUGCCCAAUCAAUGAAGUGAAGAAAAAGCUUGAGAUGCAUUUACAUAAGCUUCCAAGCCUGCUCUCUUGUGAUGAUGUAAACAUGAGAAUUGCUGCUGGUGAGUCUUUGGCACUUCUGUUUGAAUUGGCCAGAGGAAUGGAUAAUGACUUUUUUUAUGAAGACAUGGAGUCUUUGACCCAGAUGCUUAGGGCAUUGGCUACAGAUGGAAAUAAGCACCGGGCCAAAGUGGACAAAAGAAAGCAGCGGUCGGUGUUCAGAGAUGUUCUGAGAGCGGUGGAGGAACGGGAUUUUCCAACAGAAACUGUUAAAUUUGGUCCUGAACGCAUGUAUAUUGAUUGCUGGGUCAAAAAACACACCUAUGACACCUUUAAAGAGGUUCUUGGGUCGGGGAUGCAGUACCACCUGCAGUCAAAUGAAUUCCUUCGCAAUGUGUUUGAACUUGGUCCCCCGGUUAUGCUUGAUGCUGCAACUCUUAAAACGAUGAAGAUUUCUCGUUUUGAAAGGCAUUUAUAUAACUCUGCAGCCUUCAAAGCCCGAACAAAAGCUCGGAGCAAAUGUCGAGAUAAGAGAGCAGAUGUUGGAGAAUUCUUCUAGACUUUUAGUAUUUGAAGACUACUUUCUUAUUUUCUGUUUUUUUCCUAAUUAGAGACGGUUUUUAUUCUGGGGGUCAACAUAGAUAACUUUUGUAGCAAGGGUUAUAUAUUACUUGUAAUUUAAUGUACAGUAUUAUAAAUGGUUAGUUCUGAUUAUUGAAUAUUCUCUGUAAAUAGAAUCAGUAAAUAUGAAUAAAAUAAGUGUUGGUAAUGUUUAGUCAUAUUCUCCUUGUGAAGAGAAAAAAAUCUGGUGUUUCACUUGAUUUCAUGAUGAGAAAAACUAUUACACAAGGUUAAGUUUCUUAUACUGUGGUUAUCAGAAAUAUUGAUUAUAAUGAUAAAAAGGUAUAAAAUAUGACCUUAGACAAACAAUUCUGGAUACAAUUUUUGGAAGCUAGUUCCUCUGGAAAAGCUGCGGUAUUUUAAUUUUUAAAUGGAACCUAGCUAUUUUAAUUUUGUCACUGGGAUGGACAAAAGGAAUUAAACCACGAGAUCUUACAGCUAUACUUGCAGACCAUUUAAUCUGGCUGUUGGGAGUUCCUGAUGAAUUUGCAUAUGCCAGAAAGGUUGCUAACCUUAACCUCAGAGUGGUAACACUAAUUUUAUAUGCUAUGUAAGACUUUGUGCUUUUUACUUUGAAAUAAAGAUCUUUUCACACUUA
Messenger RNA from Loxodonta africana (African savanna elephant), 2053 nucleotides. It is a transcript of the gene IFRD1, whose product is annotated as interferon related developmental regulator 1. NCBI's taxonomy places the organism in Eukaryota, Metazoa, Chordata, Mammalia, Proboscidea, Elephantidae. Bases 17 to 1393 code for a protein of 458 amino acids. Gene Ontology annotation, cellular component: nucleus. The record is from RefSeq and is a predicted model, not a curated record. The transcript has 12 exons.